AUGCUGCCAUCACCGCAUGGAGCAACCCUCAAGGAACCGCACUUGGCAGCAGCGCAACAGCACCCCCCCCAUAGCACCAUCCACCCUCCCUCCGCCUCUGCUCCUGCUCCUGCUGCUGCUGCUGUCCCGAUGGCCCCUCCGCCCCCCCCACCUGUCCGCGCGUCACCCUUGCCUCAGCCUGCCCUGCCUGCUGCCUCUGCACUCCCACAUGCUCGCUCACGGCAGCAGCCAGACGCAGAGGCGCACAUGCACUCCCUGCCACCCUCCGCCCUCCCUCCCACCCAUGCACGCUCGGCCACUGCUGCUUCUGCUGCCUCUGCUGCCGCCGCCGCUUCUGCAGUCGCUGGCCUCAUGCACACAUACACACCUGGGCGCAAGACGUUCCCCCCAUCGCUCUUCCUCCCCCGCACCGACCCUCUCGAUGCCUCCUCUCUCCCCUCCCCCACUCCGCCCUCCCCCCUUAAACGCGCCUCUUCCCCCCCGCAACAACCCCUAUCCCUCCUGGCUGGGGACGAACCCGCUCUCAGCAGCCCCUUGCAGGCCCCCCCUCUUAAAGCCCACUCCGCUGCUCCCCACCUGCAAUUCCCCCCAGGCUUCCCUUCCCCUGGGAAGCACUCAUCCCUCGCCCCCAAGCCAUCCCCCGUACCCUUGCUGCCACCACCACCCCUUGCACGCCCCCUCACAGUCACAUCUACUACGCCUUUCCCUUCGCCUUUCCCCCCACCCAUUGCCCCUGCUCUGCCUUUCCUUGCCGCGCGGCUGCCCCUCCCUUUUGGCCCUUUCCUCCGCCCGCCCAUCCCCGUCGCUGCCCUCUCUCUCCCCAUCGGUAUCUCCUCGCGUCUCCCCCUUGCCUCUCUUUCUUCGCCCGCUGCUGCCGCCGCUGCCGUUGCUGCUGCUGCUGCCAAUCCUGCCCCUGCUGCUUCUGGUAGUAACGUGGGGGUUGCUGCUGUUGCUGGUGGUGCUGGUGGUGUUGGUGUGGGGAUGGGGAGAGGGAAAGAGGAAGAGAGGGAUGAACAGAGUCUGGUGAAACUGAGAAAGGAAGGCGAAGGGGAUGAAUCAGCUAGAGCAAAUGAUCCGAAAGGGGAGGAGCACAGGGCAUCGGUGGAUGGGGAGAAAGCAGGGGGGCGAGAUGAGGUAAAGGGCGAGGAAAGGGAGGGGUCGGCACCAAUGAGUGCUGCUGAUAGGAGCAAGGCAGAGGUAGUUGCUGAUGGUGAUAUGAAGUCAAGGGUGGGCAGGCAGGGGGAGUCGGAGACACCACGUGGUGCUUGUGUGGAGGACAGGGGUGUGAUAGGCGGGGUGAGUGGAGGAGAAGGGCCGGGCAAGGAAGAAGAGUGCAAUGGCCAUGGCGCAGCAGCUGCUGCAAGUGAACCAAAGCCUCUCCACCCAUCAGAACCUUUCUCAGAGUCUUUCCGUGAUGAAGAGGUGGACACCAUGCUUGCCACGAGCUCUCACCCUGCUGCUGUGAGUGCAGCCAGCACUCUUUCUCCCCCGGCUUCUCUGGGGGAGGAGUUGGAGCGUAUGAAGGCAGAGGGUGCAGGUGGCAUGGCAGGUGGUGUGGGUGACAUGGCAGAUUCUGCACGUGGGGCAGCAGGGGGGAUUGAGGGGUGUGCGGACGAGCCUGGUGAUGCUCCCCUGCGGCGACUGGACCUGGACCCCAGGCGGAGAGAGGGGGGCGCUGAGGGGGACGUGGACGUUGGUGCUGGUGGGGAGGACAUGGGCGUUGCUGUUGUUGCGGGUGGAAGGGGAGGGGUGGGAUGGGGAGAGGAGGCAGAGGAGCUGGCAGGAGAGGAGGGAGGACGGGCGAGCGAGCAGAAGCAGGAGGAAGAGCAGGAGGGGGAGAAGGAGGAGGAGGAGGAGGAGCAGCAAGAGCAGCAGUUGGAGCAGCAAGUGGGGGAGAAGGUGGGGGAGGAGCAGCAGCAAGAGCAGAAACGGGAAGGUGAGGCGAGAGGGGAGGGCACAGCGCCAGCGGAGGAGGGAGCAGACGCCCCGCUGUCAGCACCUGCGUCUGCUGCUCUUGCUGCAGCCCUGCUUGCGCCCACUGCCCCCCACCACGCCCCUGUGCGCACUGGGCGCAUCUACACUCGCCGCCGCGCCCGCUCUGGCGCUCGCAGCACCUGGGGGCGCGGGGGGGCUGAUGGCCCUGGUGUAGGGGGGGAAGCGGGGGCUGGUGGGGAAGGGCAGGACGGGGGAGAUGUGGGCGAGGGGUGCAAGGAUGGGGAGGAGGAAGCUGGGCAAGGGGAGGGGGAGGAUGGGCGGGGGGAGGGGGAAGAUGGGCAGGGGGAAGGGGAGGAAGGGCUCAGCAGCAGCGGUGGGGAUGGUGAGGAGGGCAUGGGGCAAGGGGCAAGCGGUGAAGGGGGAAAGGGGCCAGGAGGGGGAGGAAAGGGAGGAAGGGGGGGAAAGGGAGGCGCAGUGAAGCUUGACGCGGUGAGAGAGAGGCUGGUGGGGCGGGUGGCCAAGGGCAGGAGGCGAGGCAAGGGGGGAGGGGCAGCGGGGGCAGCGGGGGCGCUGGGGCAGCAGCUGGCAGUGCGGGCGGCGAUAGCAGAGCGGGCGGCAGGCAGGCGGAGUAGCCUGGCGUUUGGUGCAGAAGUGAGUGUGGAGGGCACGGGCGUGGGUGGGGGGAGAAGCAGAACCCUGGCGGAGCUGGUCGUGGGAAGGGGAAGGGGGGGCGCGCGGGGGAAAGGUAGGGGGGGGAAGAAGGGGGACGGACGGGGGAGGGGGAAAGGAGAUGGGGAUGGGGAUGGGGAUGGGGAGGGGGAGGUGCGGGUGCUGUGGCUGGCGGACUCCAGUGUGGCUCCCCGCCCCAUAGGGGAGGGGGAGGGGGAAGAAGAGGGGGAAGAGGGGGGAGAAAGGGAGGAUGAGGAAGGGGCAGAAAGGGCGAAAGGGAUGGAGGGCAGUGGGAGGAAGAGGAAGCGUGUUGGCAACGGGGAGGAGGCGGGGGGAGAGAGUGGAGAGGAGGAAAAGGAAAUGGGGGAUGAAGGGGGGGCGGGUGACGGGGAGACGAAGGCUGGAGGGCAGCAGGGGGACGAGGGGGGCGAUGGGGACAGGGAAGGAAGUGUGGCAGGCGGGGAGAAUGCGGGGGAGAAAGCAGUGGCGGGAGCAGAGGAGCGAGGGAGUGCGAGCGUAAUUGCAACACUGUGUGACACACUGCUUCCCGGGGAAGAAGAAGGUGACGUGGCAAAGGAGCAGGGCGAGGAGGGAGAGGAGAAGGGGGAGCAAGGGGGAGAGGAUCAGGGGGAGGGUCGGGAAGGGGGAGGGGAGGACGGUGCAGGCAGUGAGGGAAAGAGAGGAGGGCGUGAGGGCGAGGGUGAGAAGAGUGAGGGUGAGGUGGAAGAAGAGGGGGAGGAGAGAAGGGAGGAGAGAAGGGAGGAGAGGGAGGGAGAAAGAGAUGACGUUGCCUGUGCCGCUCCCUCUCCUGCAUCUGCCCUCCCUGCUGCCACUCCUGCGGUUCCUGCCCCCGGUGGGGCCGCCCCUGCCAGCGACACGCCUGCUGCUGCCCUGGUAACCGCAGUGAUUCGGGGAGGUGGGAGUGGGGACGGUGUGAGUGGGGGAGGUGGGGGUAAGGACGGUGUUAGUGGGGGAGGUGGGAGUGGGGACGGUGUGAGUAGGGACAGUGGGAGUGGGGAUGGGGCCGUGGGGGCGCGUGGUGUGAAGAGGAAGGCGGGUGGGGGUGAGGAGGGAGAGGAGAGUGCAGGGCAUGCGGGAGGAGCAGGGAAAGGGUCAGGGAAGAGCCGGCGUGUGGGGGGGGAGGUGCUAGUGGAGCAAGGAGGAGGGCACGAUGGGUCCAGUGGGGAUAGUGGGGCCGGUGGGGGUAGUGGGGCAGGUGGGGAGAAACGGGAGCAGGCAGGAAUUGAAGAAGGUGGUGAGAUGGGUGGUGGAGGAGCGGAGAAGCAAGUGUGCGGAGAGCAAGGCGAGAACGCCGGUGCGGUUGGAAGUGGUGGCGAUGACAUAAAGAUGGGCGGCGCUUUCUCAGAAGGCACGCUUGAUGCGAGUGGGAGGGAGGGGGUGAGAGAAGGUGGGGGGGCAGCGGUGGAGGGUGUAAAGGAAGCAGCAAAGGAGGGUGGGAGAGUGCAGAGUGAGGCAGAGAGGCGGGCACUGGAGCUGCUAGCGAGGCGUGGUCUGGGGGAGGCGGAUCUGAAGGCGCUGGGGGAGAUGCGACUGGGCGUGCCAGUCAACCUGCACAGCCGCGUCCCCACACCCCUCCGCCAGGUGCGCCCAUCCGCCAGGUGCGCCCAUCCGCCAGGUGCGCCCAUCCGCCAGGUGUGCUGCACCCAUCCGCCAGGUGUGCUGCACCCAUCCGCCAGGUGUGCUGCACCCAUCCGCCAGGUGUGCUGCACCCAUCCGCCAGGUGUGCUGCACCCAUCCGCCAGGUGUGCUGCACCCAUCCGCCAGGUGCGCCCAUCCGCCAGGCUGCAGUGCUGCGCAAUGCAUCGCUGGUGCUUGCUUCACCCUAGCCGCCGGUUCCCUUUGCAUUCUCAACGUUCUCCUUCACAACAUUCGUUAAAGCCACAACGGCCUUCUCCUUCUCUUUACCACCUCUCUCCCCCACCUUCCCCCCAUUCCCUCACUUCUUCCCCCGUCCUCCCUCCAUCACUAUCACCACCACCGCAGAGGCACGUGAGUCUGUGGGUGAAUCACCAUCUGAGGGCUGUCCCUGUGUGUGCCAUCGGGCGCAACGACCACACGUGGGCGGCGAUAGCAGCGGGGGUGGCAGCAGAGCGGGCGCUUUUUGCCCAGGCGCCCAACAAGCGCGCCUACCUCUCCCUCUCUGCUCGCGCCCUCGCUGCCGCUCCCACCAACCUCAACUCUCCGUCUUCCUCCUCAAUCCUCGCUGCUGCUCCUGCUGUUGCCUCUGCGGGUUCUUCUGCCAGAGCUGCAUCGUCCCCCACCAAAGCUGCAGGCUCGGCAGCCAGCGUUGUGGAUGAGGCUAGGCCGAUUUCCAUAGCUGAUGCGUUGGCUCGGGCAUCGGUGGCUCGGGCCCUCCGAGCCACUGGCUUGGAUGGGCCGUCACCCCCCGGAUCUCCUAAGAGGGAGGAGGCAGGGCGGGAUAAGGGUCAGCAGGGGGGCGGGGGGGAGAGUACAAGCCCUGUGAAGCCACCUCAACCUGCUGCUGCCGUGCAGACAGGCAGGGGGCGUGACAAUGUGGAGUGUGAUUCCAGAGUGGGUCUGGGAAAGGGUGAAGGGGCUAAGGUCAGCGUGCAGGGAGCGCAGCAAGGAGGGGAGGCAGAGAGGGAGGCAGAGAUACGGAGAGCAGCAGGGAAGAGUACCGGCGCAGCAGCGGGCGAUGGUGGUCAGAAGAGCGAGCAGGGCGAGCAGGGGCGGGUGGAAGGCGCAUGGCAGGGGGGACAGGAGGGGCCGGGGGAGAGGACGCAAGAGGAGGGCGGGGCGAGUGGGGAAGCGAUGGUGGAGGCAGCGCCAGCCCCUGGGGGGGGGGAGGGCGAUGCAGGGGAGGUGCUGGAUGGGGACUGUGGGGCGAGUGCAGGUAUACGCGAGGGGGGUGGAACCCUUGGCAGUGAGUGGAGCGAGGGGCGUGGUGAGAAGGCCUUUCCUGUGGGGCAAUUGGGAACAGUAGCUGCUCACACGUCUGCUCCUCCUCUUGCUGCCACUGCUUCUGCUGUUGCUGUUUCUGCGGAUGCCUGUGGUGCGGGUGGGAGUGGCAGUGAGGGGGCAGGGAGGGGUGCGGUGGGUGAGGGGGGAGGCGGGCCGAGCAGCAGCGCCGCACUGCCAGCUGGCAGCACCACCGUGCCAGCUGGCAGCUCUGCUGAGUCAGCCCAGCAGGGACACGGGAGGAAAGACCCCGUUUUAAACCAGGUGGAGGUGUUUAUCCGCGAACAUCUGCGCCCCUUGGAGCGCAGCGGGGUGAUAAGUGCAGAGCAGCGGCGCUGGGUGGCGAGCAAGGCGGCAGGCAAGGUGAUGGAGCGGCACGGGGGGGCGCGGUCAGCCGCCUUCCUGGUGAAGGAGGGCGAGGACGUGCGGCGUCUGGCAGAGCGCUACCUGCGCACCUACCACGUGCGCUUCUCCAAUGGGGGACCCACGCCCUCCUCCUCCUCCCCGCCCGCCGGCUGA
Molecule: messenger RNA, 6063 nt
Organism: Closterium sp. Naga37s-1
Lineage: Eukaryota; Viridiplantae; Streptophyta; Zygnematophyceae; Desmidiales; Closteriaceae
Source: the annotation of a GenBank genome assembly